AUGGGAAAUUGGGUAGAAGAAUACAAACCUGUGAUGGCUAUGGUAGGAUUGCAGUUCACUUAUGCAGGAAUCUCCAUAACCACAAGGAAAGCCCUUCUGCAUGGAAUGAGCCCCUCUGUUUUUGUUGUCUACAGACAAGCCAUAGCCACCAUCUUCAUUGCUCCUUUCGCUUUCCUAACAUCAAGGAGGAAAGGAACAUCUGGUCGACUUGGUUUGACGUCGAGGAGCUUUGGUUUGAUCUUCUUGGCUUCCCUUAUUGGAGUGACAAUCAACCAAAACGUAUAUUUCCAAGGACUGUACCUGGCUUCUGCAUCCAUGGCAAGCGCAAUGACUAAUCUUUUGCCUGCCAUCACCUUCCUUCUCGCAAUAGCAGUCGGAUUGGAGAGGAUAAAAUUUGGGAGCAUGAGAAGUUUGGCGAAAAUGGUGGGAACUGCAUUAUGUGUUCUAGGAGCUGUUUCCAUGGCAUUGCUUAAAGGGCCAAAGCUUCUAAAUUCAGAUCAUAUUCCCCAAUCUCUGUUAAUUGUUUAUGGAUUAGGAGGAAGGCAGAGUGCUGAUCAUGAUCAUUGGCUUCUUGGAUGUCUCUAUCUCCUUGGAAGCAAUCUCCUCUGGUCUAUUUGGCUAAUUUUACAGAUACCUCUCACAGCAAGCCAUCCUGAUCUGAUCUCACUUACUGCCUGGAUGUGUUUUCUUGGAACAAUACAAUCUGCAGUUGUUACUUCUUUCCUUGAGCCUAACAUCGAAGCUUGGCGAAUUAAUUCCAACAUUGAACUCUUCGCUUGUCUCUUCGCGGGAAUAAUAGGUUCUGCAUUUUCCUUCUUUGUGCAAGCAUGGUGCAUAUCGCAAAGAGGGCCACUGUUUUCUGCCAUGUUCAAUCCCCUUGGCACGGUUAUAGUCUCCAUUUUUGCCACAAUCUUUCUCCAAGAAGAGGUGUUUUUAGGAAGCUCCAUAGGGGCUAUUGGAGUGAUAAUUGGUCUAUAUAUUGUUCUAUGGGGGAAAGCUAAAGACAUCAAACAACCUAAACUGGAUGAAUUUGAUCAUGAAAAUCCUAAAACCAAUCAAUCAACUGUGGAGGCCGAGGCUGGAGCAGAUGAAUCAUCCGACGUCAUUGAUCUUGAGAAACCCCUCUUAGUAUAG
This is a messenger RNA of Impatiens glandulifera, 1134 nucleotides long. RefSeq names its product WAT1-related protein At4g30420. The transcript is spliced from 7 exons. The record is from RefSeq and is a predicted model, not a curated record. The coding region runs from base 1 to 1134 and encodes 377 amino acids. Gene Ontology annotation, cellular component: plasma membrane. Lineage: Eukaryota; Viridiplantae; Streptophyta; Magnoliopsida; Ericales; Balsaminaceae. Gene Ontology annotation, molecular function: transmembrane transporter activity.